ACAUAAUUUAAAGAUAUAUAAAUAGAAAAAGAAUUAUAUAUAUAUAUACAAAAUGGUGAUAUAUGGUGUUUAUAUUGUAUCUAAAUCUGGUGGUUUGAUCUUCAACCAUGAUCACAAUGUCCCAAAAAUUGAGGUUGAGAAAUCCUUUAACUUUCCACUCAAUAUUAAAUUAAAUUAUGAGAAUAAAAAGGUAGUGGUAGCUUUUGGACAGAAAGAUGGAAUACAUGUGGGACAUGUAUUAACAGCUGCAAAUGGAAUUGCAAUCACAGGACGUGAGCUUGAAGAUGGAAGAGACAUUCUAGAAAUGUUGGAGCAACCAGAAAAUUUCCCUAUAACAUUGAAAUUUAGUCGGGCAAAAAUGACGACAAACGAGAAGAUAUUUUUAGCUUCAAUGUUUUAUCCUCUUUUUGCAAUAGCAAGCCAACUGAGCCCAGAACCACGAAGUUCUGGGAUUGAGAUUCUUGAAGCGGAUACAUUUCGUUUAUAUUGUUACCAAACAUUGACGGGUAUUAAAUUCAUGAUAGUAGCAGAGCCAUCACAACCAGGCAUGGAAAUUUUUUUGAAGAGAGUAUAUGAUUUGUAUGCGGAUUAUGCAUUAAAAAAUCCAUUUUAUGCGCUGGAAAUGCCUAUUCGAUGUGAAUUAUUCGAAACUAAUUUACAAACAUUGUUGGAAACUGUAGAAAAAUCUGGAAUAAGCAAUGUUUAAUACUAAUUUACGUGUUAAUAAAUUAAUUUAAAAUAAUUAAAGUAGACAUAUAAG
Molecule: messenger RNA, 760 nt
Organism: Trachymyrmex cornetzi
Lineage: Eukaryota; Metazoa; Arthropoda; Insecta; Hymenoptera; Formicidae
Gene: Trs23
Product: trafficking protein particle complex subunit 4-like protein Trs23
Exons: 2
Coding region: 53-706 (217 amino acids)
Biological process (GO): endoplasmic reticulum to Golgi vesicle-mediated transport
Cellular component (GO): TRAPP complex
Source: RefSeq, a predicted model, not a curated record